Messenger RNA from Neolamprologus brichardi, 2900 nucleotides. Lineage: Eukaryota; Metazoa; Chordata; Actinopteri; Cichliformes; Cichlidae. The record is from RefSeq and is a predicted model, not a curated record.
CCUUUUCCGGUUCUUAUUAAAGGCUAAUAGACCUUAGCAGACAAUACUUCCAGAUGUAACUUAUAGAGAAGCAUCCCCGUCUCAGCCUCCAGCCUAUUGUAAAGAGUCAUAACUGGAGCUGAAGUUGUUCAGAAGUUGACUUACAUAAAAUUAGUUUUUGAAAACUCAUACAGAGGGAUUGAGCGGUUCCUACUGCUCUUGCCUCGCUGCACAUUAGCAGGUUUGUUUUAUAGUCUGCAGCACGUCGAGGGAAAUCGAAUGAAAGUUGAUCUGAAAGGUGAACGGGCUUGUUUAAAGUCCUAAUGACUGUCCCUUGUUGACCUGACAGAGUCGUAUCAGGAGAAUGUGGAAUGACACCGUAAGAAAGCAAUCCGAGUCCUCCUUUAUCUCAGGUGACAUCAACAGCACCUCCACCCUUAACCAAGGAAUGACCGGGAACUAUCUACUAACAAAUCCUCUCCUGCGACCACAAGGCACUAACAACCCUUAUAACACCUUACUGGCUGAGACAGUCGUAUGUAACACUCCCACAGCUCCAGUGUUUAAUUCACCAGUGACCUACAGAGAGACAAGGCACUCACUGAACAAUGCGGUGAGGGACACAAGUGCAAUGGAUACUCUACCGCUAAAUGGUAACUUUAAUAAUAGCUACUCGCUCCGUAACGGGGACUUUGGCGACAGUGUGCAGGUAGUAGACUGCGGCCUGAGUCUGGACGAUGCUGCCUUUGAGAAAAUGAUAAUCUCCGAGCUAGUACACAACAACCUGCGUGCCUGUAAUAAAAGCCACCAACAGCAACAGCAGCAGCACCACAGUUUACAUCAUCCACCCCACCACCAGCAGCCACCGCAGUACCACCAUCACCACCACACGGAGCGGGCUCCGCCCAAGGUGACGGUGGUAGGUGGAAGCAGCAGCGAAGACGACGCUAUUGUGGCCGACGCUUCGUCUCUGGUCCACGUGGGUGACGCGGUGGGCCUCGAGCUGCGCCAGGAGCUGGAGGCACCUCUCAUCCCCCAGCGGACUCACUCGCUUCUGUAUGCACCCCAGAAGAAGGUGAGGACCGAUGGGGGAGUUGAUACGUUUGUCAGCGAGCUGACACCCACCAAUCCCGAUGAUAGUCUGCAGUCCCCAAACAGAGACUCCCUGUACACUAGUAUGCCUAAUCUGAAAGACUCUCCGUACCCCGAGAGCAGCCCUGACGUUGUGGAGGACCUGUCCCCCUCCAAGAGGAGCGAGAAUGAGGACGUUUACUACAAGAGUAUGCCUAACUUGGGGGGUGGCCAGCAGCUCCAAGCCUAUUACCAGAUAGGCCGAGGGAGCAGUGAUGGUUACAUUAUUCCCAUUACUAAAGAGGACAGCAUCCCUGAAGGCGACGUACGAGAAGGACAGAUGCAGUUAGUGACAAGCCUUUAAAUGUAUUUAAAUCAUCCCCAGACCGCUCCCAGCCUUCCUGCAGCCCUGAACUCUUGGAGGACAUUAUAAAAGGGAAGGGAGGCAUUUUUCUUUGUUGUUUUUUUUAAAUGGGCUUUUUUUGUUUGUUUGUUUGGGGUUUGUUUGCUUUUUUGAAGAGAGCUUAAAAGCCCCGCCAUUUACACUUAGCCAUUUGCAAACCUACAUCUCCAUCGCCAUCUUCUUUUCAUGCCACCCUUCCUAACGUCCCUGCAGACCAAUAGACUUGGAGCACAGCGAUGGCAGUGCAGAGUUUUAAUGAGACUGUACAUAAAAUGCAGAGUUAAAUUUCAAUUUUAAGAGACAAGCCAACUAUGUAUUUAAAUGUGCUGCUGCUGUUGAUUAAUUGAGAAAAUUUUAAGGUACGAAAAUUUUAAAAAAAUGUAAAAAAAAAAAAUGUAAAAAAAAAGGAAAAAAAGAGAGAGCGAGAAAGAAUCAAUACUGGCUACAUCCAAUCAGCAACCUCCCAGUCAAAAGGCUGUACAUACACUCCCCAACAACCUAGCUGAAGCCUGUUUUUUUCUUUUGUGUUAUUUUUUGUUUCAAUAUUGUAUACAGAACAGUACCCCCGGACCAGGACAUGGACACGUUUGCAAAAUGUUCCUGAUCAAACUGUUAGCAAAGGAAUAUAAGGUCCUGAUCACCAUCAAGUUUGGAUUGUAUAACCACUAGCAAUCAAGCCCCUGGCCUUAUAUUUUCUCAACUGUAACUUGAACUGUUGUCAAGGAAAAAUGGCUAAAAUAUAUAUUUUGUUGUAUUGCUAGUGUAAAACAAAAAAAAUUCAAUGGGAAACCAUAAAUAUGAAGAAACCUUAUAAUUGCAAAAUCUAACGUUUGAGAGACUAUUGUGUAGAAGUUGCACAUAUGUUAUACAGUGUGUUUAUGGUUCCAACACUUCAUUCAUGGUAGUGCGUUUGAACGUUAAGGCUUAUAAAAGGAGAGAUCGAGUCAACCAAUUACAAAGAUGCAUUAUCACCUUUUCCAUUUGUGAACAGUGUUUUUUUCUCCCAUCGAUAUCGCCCAUGUUUAAAUAUGUUUAUUUGACUUUGCCAUUUACUUUGGUAGAAUGGGAAUGCAAAAACCCCCAGUUAAGGUGACUUAUGCAUUGCACAGUUUUUUUGUGUAAUUCUGGCAGAUAUAGAUCUUUUUAAGUAACGGCAGAGUGGCGGGCAAGCGCAAAUGAAACGAGCGACUUUGAACAAUAAAGUUCCUAUCAUAAAUGUAGUUCUUCCGCUUGGGUUUGGAUAUUUUAUUUAUUAAAAUCUUUCCAAAAAAAAAAAAAGAAUAAAUAAAUGGGAAAUGUGUGAAUAUUUUCCAGCACUGGUAUACAUGCUGUACUGUAGCUCAUGUUUUUUAUGUAAACAUGUUACCAAGGGGCUCUUCACUUAAGACUGAUGUAAAGUUCAACACUUGUUUAACAAAUAAAAUAAAUGUGAGAUUUUUUGUCAAAU